Messenger RNA from Diaporthe batatas, 1993 nucleotides. RefSeq lists its product as uncharacterized. Lineage: Eukaryota; Fungi; Ascomycota; Sordariomycetes; Diaporthales; Diaporthaceae. The transcript has 4 exons. The record is from RefSeq and is a predicted model, not a curated record. Bases 146 to 1993 code for a protein of 615 amino acids.
CGGCAAUCCUGCAUGAGCGCGCCUCCAGACAUUGCAGAUUUUGCCGCGAGAUCCCCAUUUACUCGUGUCAUCUUAAUCAGAUGGACAAGACAUAGCAGACACCAAUCGAAUCCCGACGCCUCGAAGCACGAGCAUCCUGCACACAAUGUCUCAACAUUUCAUCGGAACCCUGGGUACGGUGAUCAAAGUUCGUGCACAAAAGGCAGCAGCGGCUGUACACGAGAAUAGACCCAACAAGCCCGAUGACUUCAGCUUCAUCCUUCCGGAUCGAACACGAAAUCUGGCCAUAACACAAAAGUUUCAGUACGAACCAUUGCGCGUGGGACCGUCGUCCAUACGGCUCAUCGAAGUCUUUCCCGGUACCAGGCAGGAGGACAUAGAAUGUCGUCUGUACGAAACCUCUCUGGACAAGUGCGCGGGUUCUUACGCGGCACUGAGCUAUGUAUGGGGUAAUAAUACAGAACACACGCCUAUCCAAGUCAAUGGUAAGACUCUGGAUAUCCGUCCCAAUCUUCGGACCGCGCUACUCAAUUUACGUGAACCGGACCGUCCAAUCACCUUGUGGGUUGAUGCAAUUUGCAUCAAUCAAGGACCAUCAGACGAGGCGGAGCGCAGCGAACAGGUUAAGAUCAUGGGUGAUAUUUACCGACGGGCAUCGAGGACUAUCAUCUGGCUGCGAGACAGUGUUGAAAAAGACACCGAAAGUGCGUUUACUAUGUUGAGAGAGCUGGCCAAGGACGCACGCGAGCGGCUACACCUGCGUCGUGACGGGGACAGUGGUCUCUCUAGCUGGCGACUCGAGAGCGCGAAAGACAUGUUGCACCUUGCAAACGUGCCAUCAUGGAAUUCUUCGGAGGGGAAAACCAUCCAGCACGUGCUCGAGUCCGACUGGUGGUGUCGCUCUUGGACAUUCCAGGAGAUCAUCCUCGCAACAAAUGCGACCGUUAUGAUUGGACGUUAUUCAAUAUCCUGGGAUGAUCUCUGCUUGGGCGGAAACCAUGGGCUCGGCGUGGUGCGUUUAUGGAACAGCGUCGAACUUGGUGUUUUGUACCAAGACAUUGUCACACGAUACCUGUCUUUGCAGAUAUCGGAGAUCUUAUUUCGCAACUGCACAGCAACCGUCGCGAACAGGCUCCUCGAAAUGAUGAUUCGAUGCCAAUUUCGCGGCGCGACAAAACCCCAUGACAAAAUCUACUCUCUGCUAGGUCUCAUGAACAAGAACACGAACAAGACGGAGGCUCUGAUACCUCACCCGAGCCAGCCCACAGAACAGGAGUUGGUUCUGGGUAUAAAGCCAGACUACUCCCUCCCAAUCAGCGCGGUCUACUCCGACUUCGCAUGUAGACUGAUACGCGAAACUGGAUCGCUUGACAUCCUCGGAGCAUUGCCCACAAACCCCCGGCAAAGAUUCUCAGCUACACCGGGGCAUGUCCGCAAGACCGACGUCGUCAACGCCCAGGACGAAACAGUCGCAGAAGAGGUGGAGGAGGAACCGGAUGACAAGCUAGCUGUCUACUGGCAGACACUAUGCACCGGCACGUACCCCAGCCGCACCGAAGCCAGCAAAGAAGCCCCGGGCCGCGGCCGCAAGAUCGCGGCGCAGAAGUACUUCUACAGCUGGCGCGCGUCUCUCAAGACACUGAGCGACCUCCAUCGGUGGAAUGUAGGGAGUCGGACCAGGCCCAUCGCGUUCCUAGGCUACCUGCGUAAGACGCGGCGACAGUAUGGCGGGUUCUUCCGGUUUCUCGACGGGAGUUACGGCCGGCGGCUCGCUCGCGGCGCAAAUGGGUACCUGUGCUUGGUGCCUUCGUCAGCGGCGGAGGGCGAUGUGAUAGUGCUUGCCAAGGGUGGGAGAGUGCCUCUGGUGGUAAGGCCUGAUGAACAGGAUGGAGGGGAUAGAUAUUGGAAGGUUGUAGGCGAGGCGUAUGUGCAAGGCAUAAUGGACGGUGAAGAGUGGGAUGAGGCGAAGUGCGAACAAUUCAAGGUCCGCUGA